Kalmanozyma brasiliensis GHG001 is the source of this 1626-nucleotide messenger RNA. RefSeq names its product Initiation factor 2B-related. The transcript has a single exon. The record is from RefSeq and is a predicted model, not a curated record. NCBI's taxonomy places the organism in Eukaryota, Fungi, Basidiomycota, Ustilaginomycetes, Ustilaginales. The coding region runs from base 1 to 1626 and encodes 541 amino acids.
AUGUCGGACUCGAAAGCACCAGCAGAAACACCAGCGGGCGCUACUCAAGCAACAAGCUCUAGCGCAGCUGCAGGUCCCAGCACAGCGACGACCUCAAAGCCAGCCGAGGCAGCUAAGCAACUCGCAAAGGAAAGCGCCAACGACAAGAAGUCGGCCAAGGAGCUCAAGGCCGCGCGCAGAGCAGCCAAGGUAGCUGAGAGGGGUCCGGAAGCGGCUUCUACGCCUCACAAGGGACCGCCAGCAGCCGGUGCUGCUCAGCGAGGCGGUGCGGCAGACCGCAGCCAGCAGUCGAGUCGCGAUAAUGCUCAAGGAGGAAGGCGACCCGGAUCCUCAUCUGCAAACAACGCCGGAGGCAACGCAAGGAUAGCAGGUGGGAGUAGCGGUGCAAGCGGAGCCGCAAUAGCGUCAGCGAGUGCUGCUGCUGGUGCGACAGGGGCUGCCGUGGCCUCGACCGGCGGAGCAAGGAAAGGCGCACACGAUGCUGAAGUCGCCGCAAAAGCGAUCCCUCAGCAUCCCAGCGUCGCCCUCUUUGGCAAUGUCUCCUCCGGCAAGCCGCACAAUGCGCACAUUGCAGCCCUCGUCUCGGCCUCGUUCCGCUCCAACAUCCACCCUUCCAUCUUGCGGCUCUCGUCCCAGCUGGCACAGUACAAGCUCAUGGGCGCCGACACUCGCGCCAUCGCUCUGCUGCGCGCCAUGGCCGACGUCAUUCGCGACUACACCACUCCCCGAGGCGAGAUGCUCAAUCGUGAUCUCCUCAAGACGGUCUCUGUUCAGGUCGGGCACCUCGUCGAUGCGCGUGCACUUGGCACCUCGCAGGGUGUCGCGGUACGAUACCUCAAGUACGAAAUCUCGGUCGUCAGUGCGGACCUCACAGAAGACGAGGCGAAAGAACACCUGCUCGAACGCAUCGACCACUUUGUACGCGAUCGAAUCGUCUACGCAUCCAAGAUCAUCCGCACCCAGGCGGGUAACAAGAUCAAGGACGGCGAUGUGGUCAUGACCUUUGCGCGCUCGUCGGUUGUUGAAGGCACGCUUCUUGCUGCAUGGCAGCGUGGGGUCCGCUUCGAGGUGAUCGUUGUUGACACUCGACCUCUGCUCGAGGGCAAAGCGUUGUUGUCGGUGCUGCUUGCGGCCGGGAUUCCGUGCACGUAUGGCCUGAUCUCGAGCCUCUCGUCGCUCAUGCCGCGGGCGGACAUUUUGCUUCUAGGCACAUCGGCGCUUCUUGCCAACGGUGCACUCUACUCUCGCGCCGGCACAGCCACCUGUGCAAUGAUGGCAAAGGAAAAGGGCAUCCCCGUCAUCGUCUGCUGCGAGACGUACAAGUUUUCGGAGCGCGUGCAGCUCGAUUCGUUCGUCCAAAACGAGGCGGGCAACCCGAGAGACUUGCUCCUGCCAUCGUCGGAGGAGGCUUUCGAUGCGGAGGAGGACAGUGAAAAGGAGAGGAAGGGAGGGCUGAUCGAUGUCAAGGAGUGGGAGACUUCGCCGAAUCUGGCGGUGGUCAACCUGCUGUACGAUGUGACCCCGCCGAGGUUCAUCUCGGCCGUGGCGAGCGAGGUCGGACUGUCUGGGCCCGAGAGUGUGGGUGUCAUUCUGCGCGAUUACAAGAGCGUGCUGUAUGGUGUUUAG